Pisolithus orientalis is the source of this 2418-nucleotide messenger RNA. Its product is annotated as pyridoxal phosphate-dependent transferase. The record is from RefSeq and is a predicted model, not a curated record. Gene Ontology annotation, biological process: sphingosine biosynthetic process; ceramide biosynthetic process. NCBI's taxonomy places the organism in Eukaryota, Fungi, Basidiomycota, Agaricomycetes, Boletales, Pisolithaceae. Gene Ontology annotation, cellular component: serine palmitoyltransferase complex. The transcript is spliced from 3 exons. Bases 61 to 2085 code for a protein of 674 amino acids. Gene Ontology annotation, molecular function: pyridoxal phosphate binding; serine C-palmitoyltransferase activity.
UUUGUUAGCUUGCACUGCGUUCGCUGUCGACGACGACCGGCGUUGUCAGUGACUCACACAAUGCCCUCGCCAAUUGCCCUCAGCCCAUCCUCGCCGCCUCCGUCUCUCUUCCUGAAGAAGAAGAAGUCUUCCCUUUCCCAGAUUCCUCCCUUCCCCACUGCUGCCUCGUAUCUCUCUGCACUCCAUGAAGCAGACGCACGGGCCCGCGGCCAGGUUGUCACCCCAACUUCUACUCCUCCGCUCUCUAUAUCCUCUUCUCUGACCUCUGCCUCGGGUGAUACUGUCCUCAACGAGCCUGACGCUGACCGCUCCGGCCUCACAUACCCCCUCACAGCUCCCACCUCCGAGCAGGUCUUCACCACAGUUCACACAGAAUUUGGCCAUUGUGCCAACCAGGACUAUCGCUGCGUUUCUCAACAUGAUUCUGAAAAACCAGUCGCAGAGCACAAGAUCGAGGAACCCCCGUACUAUAUUCUGUUUACAACAUACUUCAGUUACCUGCUCCUCAUCAUCUUCGGUCAUCUCCGCGACUUCUUUGGAAAACAAUUUGCCAAGUCCUACUUUACUCACUUGGUGCCGUAUAACGGAUACGCACCUCUGAAUUCCGACUUCGACUCGUUCUACACGCGGCGCCUCAAGCGCCGCAUGGACGACUGUUUUUCUUACCCUGUGACGGGUGUCGCUGGUCGAACCAUCCUGGUUUACGAUCGCUACUCUGAAGACUGUAACUAUACUCAGAUAUACCCAGGGACGAAGACCCGAGCGCUCAAUAUCUCAUCGUAUAACUACCUCGGCUUCGCUCAAACGAGCGGCGGGUGCGCCGAUGCAGUCGAGGAAUCCAUCAAACGGUAUGGCAUCUCGAUGUGUGGAACCCGUCGGGAAGGGGGCACAUGCGACCUCCACCAGACCGCGGAGGCGUUGGUCGCUCGGUUCGUCGGCAUGGAGGAUGCGCUGAUCAGUUCCAUGGGAUUUGCGACUAACUCGACGUUCAUUCCCGCUUUGGUGGGCAAGGGUUGCCUCGUCAUCUCGGACGAACAUAACCAUGCGUCCAUCCGAGUGGGUGUGAGGCAAAGUGGUGCACACGUGCGGAUGUUCAAGCACAACGACAUGGACAGUCUCGAGGCGCUAUUGCGGGAAGUUAUCAGUCAAGGUCAGCCCAGGACGCACCGACCGUGGAAGAAAAUACUUGUGAUUGUGGAGGGCCUGUAUAGUAUGGAAGGCACUAUGGUCAAUUUACCAAGGGUCGUCGAACUCAAGCAAAAAUAUAAGUUUUACCUCUUCGUCGACGAGGCACACUCCAUUGGGGCUCUUGGACCCCACGGCCGUGGAGUGACAGACUAUUUCAAUAUCCCGCCUCGUUCUAUCGAUGUCCUAAUGGGUACAUUCACCAAAUCCUUCGGGGCUGCCGGUGGAUACGUUGCCGGGUGCAAAGAACUCAUCAACAGCCUUAGGUUCCGUGGCCAUUCAGGACCAUAUGCUGAAGCGAUGACACCCCCCGUUCUCAUGCAGGUCGUUGCCAGCAUGGCCAGCAUCAUGGGCGUUGCUUCUCCAACGUCCUCUAACCCGAAGGCUUCCUCGCAAGCGCUUACAGUUGCUCCACAAGCAGACGAAUACAUUCAUCCGGGUAUGGCACCCGCUUCCUCCCUUCCUACUUGGCUUUCCCUACCCCCUUCGCUUUCUGACGGGUCUGAGGCCCGUGAGCGAAUCCGCCGGCUAGCAUUUAACAGCCGUUAUCUCCACGCAGGUCUGAAAAAGCUCGGUUUUAUCACCUACGGCCAUCCCUUCUCCCCUAUCGUGCCCCUGUUGAUAUUCAAUCCUGGCAAGAUGGCAACCUUUGCACGGAUGAUGAGGGCCAGGCGGCCGACACCCAUCGUUGUAGUGGUCGUGGCGUACCCCGCUACACCGCUAGUCACCAGUCGAGUCAGGUUUUGUGUCAGUGGGGCGCACACCAAGGAUGACAUCGACAUAAUUUUGAGAGCUUGUGACGAGGUAGGAGAUAUAUUGGAUUUGAAGCAUGGACAUGGGGAGAGGUGGCCGCUAGAAGAGAUUAUGAAGAGGAGUGUGGAGCUCGUCAAUUCGCUCUGAACCUGUGCAUUAAUUUUUUGAGUUGUGGCACUCUAUUUACGCUUAGAUCGUCAUGACAUUUUGUUACAGCACAAUGAAAGGUUAAUACAAUGUAUACUUAAGCUACUCCUCUACUUGGCGUGUCUAUGCUUCCUGGAAGGCCUGUAUGGUCCUUUUUUCCCUUAGUAUGAGGCAGAUGACUGCUCUCAGGCCAAAAAGUAUGUGCAACUUCUGUACCACAGCUGGGCUUACAUGUAGGGCAAAACUUGCAAUGAAGUACCAGGUCGACUAAACUUCAGAUUAAUCCUACCUAAAUAGGUAUUGGCUCGGAGCCAUGCUUAUUUCAAGUUUGAG